Messenger RNA from Talaromyces amestolkiae, 948 nucleotides. RefSeq lists its product as uncharacterized. Lineage: Eukaryota; Fungi; Ascomycota; Eurotiomycetes; Eurotiales; Trichocomaceae. The record is from RefSeq and is a predicted model, not a curated record. The transcript has a single exon. The coding region runs from base 1 to 948 and encodes 315 amino acids.
AUGGCCUAUCCUUCAAAAACCCGCAUCUUCAUGACCGGCGCCAGUGGGUACAUCGGCAGUGUAAUCACAGAAUUCGCCAUUGCACAAGGGUACGAAGUCCAUGGCCUGUCUCGCACGGAGACCAACGAUGCAAAGCUGAAAGGUCUGGGAGCCGUCCCAAUUCGCGGGGACCUCGAGACUCUCGACGUACUACGCCAUGAAAGUGCCAAUGCGCAAAUCGUCAUCCAUCUCGCCGAUGCCAUGACCUGGAACCCGGACUAUAGCGCAGGACUGCGUAUCGAUGCAGCUGCAGUCGAUGCAAUCUGCGAAGCCAUACAGGGAACCGACAAACCUCUACUGGUAACCUCCGGCUCCUUGUUGGUUGAGGCUGAUCCCAACGGCGAGGAGACUACCGAGACGUCCCCUCUGCAGAAGAAUCCAGUAAAUCAAAGAUGGAAAUCCGAGGAUCAUGCCAUACGCUGGGCCAAGGAGAAAGGUGUUCGCGUGAUCGCAAUGCGCCUGGCGCCAUACGUUUAUGGACGAGGAGCAAGUGGUAUACGCUUGUUCAUGCAGAUGCAUGCCCGCAACGGCGAGGUUACAUGCAUCGAUGACGGCAGUGCAAAAACGUCAACUAUCCACGUCGACGAUGCGGCACGUAUGUACCUCCUGGCGGCCGAAAAGGGGAGCGCCCGAAAUGUGUUCAACUGUACAUCAUCCACGGAUGUCACAGCGCUUCAAAUUGCAGAGGCAAUGGGAUCGGUCCUCAACUUGCCCGUGAAGUUCCUCAAGUUCGAUGAAGCGGUUGCAAAGUUUGGUCCAUUCUUCAGUAAAUUCCUCAGCGCAGUGAAUCGCGCGUCCAGUGCCAAAGCGGUUCAGACAUUGGGAUGGGAGCCCAAGGAGGUGGGGAUCCUUGAUGACAUCAAAGGUGGUUCAUAUCUAGCUGUGGCUAAGGAGUUGCGCAAGGACUGA